AUGGCUUUCGACGACAGGCGCACCUCCGACGGUGUCCACGUGCGUGACCGAUCCAGCUGCGACGACCUGCCCGCGGUCAUGGUGGAGGUGCAGCUGCCGGACUGGAUCCAGCAGGGCCUGACGUCGCUCCGCCGCCACCGUCACCUGCACCACGGUCCAUCGGCAAACUUUCCCGACGUCUGCGGAGGUGACGGUGGAGGUGACGGUGGUAGUGAGGUCCUGGAGGAGAAGAUGAAGCCGGUGUGCAAGUGCCACGGCGUGUCGGGUUCGUGCACCACCAAGACGUGCUGGACCACGCUGCCCAAGUUCCGCGAGGUGGGCUCCGCGCUCAAGGACAAGUACGACGAGGCGGUCCACGUGGAGCCGGUGCACGGCGGCCGCUACCGCUACCCCCUCUUCCUCAAGUUGAAACGCUCGCGCGCCCACCGUAAGCCUCUCGACACGGAGCUCGUGUUCACCGAGCGCUCGCCCAACUACUGCGAGGAGAACCUGCUGACGGGCAGCUUGGGCACGCGCGGCCGCCUGUGCAACCGCACGUCGCUGCACGCCGACGGCUGCGAGCUGCGCUGCUGCGGCCGCGGGUACAACACGCGCGAGUACACGCGCUCGUGGAAUUGCAACUGCAAGUUCCACUGGUGCUGCCAUGUGCUCUGCGGCACGUGCAGCGGGAGGGCAGAGGAGUACACGUGCAAGUGA
Molecule: messenger RNA, 696 nt
Organism: Petromyzon marinus (sea lamprey)
Lineage: Eukaryota; Metazoa; Chordata; Hyperoartia; Petromyzontiformes; Petromyzontidae
Product: protein Wnt-7b-like
Biological process (GO): cell fate commitment; neuron differentiation; positive regulation of JNK cascade
Cellular component (GO): extracellular region
Molecular function (GO): cytokine activity; frizzled binding
Source: RefSeq, a predicted model, not a curated record